This is a messenger RNA of Esox lucius (northern pike), 1817 nucleotides long. RefSeq names its product oocyte zinc finger protein XlCOF26. Gene Ontology annotation, cellular component: nucleus. The transcript has 5 exons. Gene Ontology annotation, biological process: regulation of transcription by RNA polymerase II. The coding region runs from base 247 to 1251 and encodes 334 amino acids. Gene Ontology annotation, molecular function: sequence-specific DNA binding; DNA-binding transcription factor activity, RNA polymerase II-specific. NCBI's taxonomy places the organism in Eukaryota, Metazoa, Chordata, Actinopteri, Esociformes, Esocidae. The record is from RefSeq and is a predicted model, not a curated record.
GAUGACCUUUCAUUUGUAAUUUCAAAAAUAUGUAACGGUCCAUUAAUGUUCGACAUUAUGGCGAAUGUUAUUUAAUUAUUUAAACGGAACAUUUUUACGGUUUUAUAAUGUUGAAGUCGGUGCGUGGUUUACUUCGCGGCGUAAGGCACGCACGAUAAUGUCUGCGUCCAGUUUAAAAUCCCCCCCCCUCCCCUUUGUUUUGUCUGUAGUGGUUGGCAGAAGUUUUAGCAAGAUUCAGACGCCAAAAUGGAGUUGGGUGUGUUGGACAUUGAACAGGUAAUUCUGGGGGAAGAUGUGAUGACCAGUUCCACAACGUCUAUAAAAUCCCAGACCGUCCCUGCUCCCCAACCUUAUCAACACGACAGCCUGCAAUGUUUUCAGUGCUUCAUCACAUUCUGUAAUCCUAAAUCUAAGGAAAGGCACAUGAGAAAAAGCCACCGUGAGGAAUACAAUCAGUCGCUCCAGCAGACCAAUACACUUUUUACCUGUUAUGUUUGCGAUCGUACCUUCCCCACUUCGGAAGAGCUGACCCAGCAUCAGGCCUCACACAGUCUUGAAGACAAGCCCUUCCGCUGCCCCCACUGCCAGACAAGCUUCCGGACCUUCUCUGAGUUAACAAUCCACCGCCGAACGCUGUGCAAGGAGAGGCAGUUUGUGUGCAAGGACUGUGGCAUGGUAUUCCGGGGCCCAAACCAGUUACGCACUCACCGUCUCAGCCAGCACUCCCAUCCAUUGGAAGAAGAGGAUGAUGACACCAAAACUCACCGUUGCGGCAAGUGCAGACGUGGCUUUGAGACUGAGGUGGAACUAGUGAUGCACCAGGAGAACUUUGCGGGCGAACAGCAUUGUGAUGGAAAGUUAAAAAAACGAGGCCGCCCUGCCAAGAAAGUGACUGAGUCUGAGGGAGAGUCUGCUAACGGAGAGAAAAGAGUGCACCCGAAGGAGAUACUUCAGAUACCCUGUCCUGAAGCCGAGUGUGACCUCACAUUCUCCUCGGUGGCCCUGCUCAGAGCCCACAAGAAGGAAAAGCAUGGGCGGCCACCUCCGACUCGUAAAGCUCACUCUUGUUCAGAGUGUGAAGAGAGCUACGCCCGGCCAGAGCAGCUGAAUGCCCACAAGGCUAGGGCUCACAGCUCCGGCCGACACAACUGCCCUACCUGCGGUAAGAGCUUUGGCCGAGAGAGCAACCUGAAGGCACACCUGAAGGUCCACACUGAGGACGAAGAGGCCACAGAUGACGAAAAGAGAUAAUCUGGAGAUUGUCUUUUAGAGGAUUGUCAUCAUGGACAAUUCAUGUGAUUUAUUUAAUUUCUUUAAAAAAAAAAAUAGAUAUAAUUUGGUGUAAAUGGGUGUCUUUUAUUUUCAAAUGUUGAACUAGUGUCUGACAGCCCAUUAUUCAAAAGCUCUGUUGAGUUCUAGCUUGUUCCUGGUUAAAGUGCUUUUAGAAAAAUAUUGUGUAUAAAAACCCUCUUUACUAAUGUGUACAUAAUUGUUAAUUGCAAGUGUGUCCCCAGUGUGGGAAUCUGUUUCUAUAUUGCACGCAUUUUACUUUUUAAACUUUUUUAAAAGUGUUUUUGUAUUCAAAUGACUUGACAGCUAGUCCAUCGAAUGGCCUUGUGAUUAUUUUUUGUUGUAUUUCAUCAACAUGUUUAAUGGUUUACCAUUCUGCUCAGUUUUGUAUCAAUGUGUCAUCUGAUCAUGUAAAUAAUAUUGGUCUAUAUAAGUCUUUGGUCUGACUACAGGAUCUUGUUGUAUUUUAUAUUUUGCAUUGCAUCUGCAAUUAAUAAUUCAUAACAUUAAAACCAGUACUGUUUUAA